Molecule: messenger RNA, 4210 nt
Organism: Neoarius graeffei (lesser salmon catfish)
Lineage: Eukaryota; Metazoa; Chordata; Actinopteri; Siluriformes; Ariidae
Gene: ptpn11a
Product: protein tyrosine phosphatase non-receptor type 11a
Exons: 16
Coding region: 223-2007 (594 amino acids)
Biological process (GO): protein dephosphorylation
Molecular function (GO): protein tyrosine phosphatase activity
Source: RefSeq, a predicted model, not a curated record
CGUUUUACAACUGACUCGAAAGGUCUCCGAUGCUGAGGCCUAGCGACCGAGUUUUGUUUCUCGGACUCUUUUUAUUUUUACUUGUUUAUUUACUGAAACCCGUUUUGAGCGGGCGGUUUCCUUAUGACGGUUUUUUGCCGGAGAAAAGCAGAGGGGUUUUCGGCGCAGUCGCUUGCCUUGAAAGUGAAUUAAAUCUGAAGCGAGUAUCCGGAGUGAGGAAAGAUGACAUCUCGGAGGUGGUUCCAUCCCAACAUCACCGGUGUGGAGGCUGAGAACCUGCUGCUGACGCGUGGCGUAGACGGAAGCUUCCUGGCUCGACCGAGCAAAAGCAACCCAGGUGAUUUCACCCUUUCUGUCAGGCGAAAUGGAGCAGUCACCCACAUUAAAAUCCAGAACACGGGGGACUACUACGACCUGUACGGAGGAGAGAAAUUUGCCACGUUGGCUGAGCUGGUGCAGUUUUACAUGGAACACCACGGGCAGCUAAAGGAGAAGAACGGUGACGUGAUCGAGCUGAAGUACCCGCUCAACUGCGCUGACCCGACGUCGGAGAGGUGGUUUCAUGGUCACCUUUCGGGCCGUGAAGCCGAGAAGCUGCUGACAGAGAAAGGCAAGAACGGCAGUUUUCUGGUCCGAGAGAGCCAGAGUCAUCCUGGGGAUUUUGUGCUCUCCGUACGAACCGGCGAUGACAAAACAGACAGCACCGACACCAAACCCAAAGUCACCCACGUCAUGAUUCGCUGCCAGCAUGAUAUGAAGUAUGAUGUUGGUGGAGGGGAGAAGUUUGAUUCCCUGACAGACCUGGUUGAACACUACAAGAAAAACCCCAUGGUGGAAACACUGGGCACUGUGCUUCAGCUCAAACAGCCUCUCAACACGACACGCAUUAACGCAGCCGAGAUCGAGAGCCGAGUGCGAGAGCUCAGCAAGCCGGCCGAGGCGACUGAUAAGGUCAAACAGGGCUUCUGGGAAGAGUUCGAGACACUUCAACAGCAGGAGUGCAAGCUGCUGUACAGUCGCAAAGAGGGCCAGCGUGCUGAGAACAAGAACAAGAACCGAUACAAAAACAUCCUUCCCUUCGACCACACGCGAGUAGUCCUCAACGAUGGCGACACGAACGAGCCGGGCUCUGAUUACAUCAACGCUAACAUUAUCAUGCCGGAGUUAGAGUCGAAGAGCAACAACGCCAGGUUAAAGAAAAGCUACAUCGCUACACAGGGCUGCCUGCAGAACACAAUAAGCGACUUCUGGAGGAUGGUGUUUCAGGAAAACUCUCGUGUCAUUGUGAUGACGACGAAAGAGGUUGAGAGGAGCAAGAGUAAGUGUGUGAAGUAUUGGCCGGACGUGUCGGCACUAAAGGAAUACGGUGCCAUGCGAGUGCGGAACGUCAAGGAAACGUCGGCUCAUGAUUACAUCCUGCGAGAGCUGAAGCUUUCGAAAGUCGGACAGGGAAACACAGAGCGCACUGUAUGGCAGUACCAUUUCCGUGCCUGGCCCGAUCAUGGCGUGCCCACUGACCCCGGUGGUGUGCUAGACUUCCUAGAGGAGGUCAAACUGAAACAAGAGGGCAUUCUGGAGGCUGGCCCCAUCGUAGUGCACUGCAGUGCCGGGAUUGGACGAACUGGGACCUUUAUUGUGAUUGACAUCUUAAUAGAUAUCAUCAGAGAAAAAGGAGUGGACUGUGAUAUUGAUGUGCCCAAGACGAUCCAGAUGGUGCGGUCACAGCGCUCAGGAAUGGUGCAGACUGAGGCCCAGUACCGCUUCAUCUACAUGGCAGUUCAGCAUUACAUAGAGACACUGCAGCGCCGCAUAGAGGAGGAGCAGAAAAGCAAAAUCAAAGGACGAGAGUACACCAAUAUUAAGUACUCGCUGACGGAUCUGAGCGGAGGGGACCAGAGCCCGCUUCCUCCCUGUACUCCGACGCCAACCUGUGCCGAUAUGCGGGAGGACAGCUCCAGAGUGUAUGAGAAUGUGGGUCUGAUGCAGCAGCAGAAGAGUCACAGAUGAGGUUCUGACUACAACACUGUCCAACUCACAGCAACCAUUUUUCCUUAUUGCCAGCCGCACCUGAAAUGUGAUCAUCGCUACACGGAAAGAUGAAAAUAAAAUGUAUUCAAAAAAAAAAGAGGGAGAGAAAAUGCAGACCAGUGUGUGAGGGAGAGAUGUGGAUGGAGUAAAUUCCUUUCUGCUCCCUGCAAAGCAGCUUUUUUUUUUUUUAAAACCCCCCACCCUACCGCACCCCAUGCUAAGAAACCACUGUGAACAUCAUGAAGCCUUACUCGUGACGACGGAGACAAGGGAAAGGGGGAGAGAAAGAGAGAGACCCUGCAUAAACAAACUGACCCGCUGUGGAGUUCUCCACAAUCCAUUCAGGCUGCAAUUAGCAAAAUUUAGAAAAGAGCUUUUGCUGUCUUGUCAUUUUCCUGUCUGUCUGUCUUUUUUGUAUUUUUUAUUUUUUAUUAUUUUUUUUAACCAAAGCAAGAUUCUAUUCAAAUUAUUCAGAGAAUUAUGGUAUUCUGUAAGGAUGUGAAAAGGCACAUGCUUGACACCGAGCCUUAACUAGUCGUCCAGUUCUCAUGUUGUCAAUUCUUUGGCCGCCAGGUAAAAGAUUUAAAGGGAAAUUCUUCCUCAGAGCCUGACGUGAUCAGCUUGCUUUUUUUUUUUUCCCCUCCCCCUUCUUCCUGUCCUCCCCCUUCCCCUCCAUCAAAGGUAUAGCUGUGUCCCACUUCAGUUCGCCCUACUUAGAGUGUAGUGUUUAAUUUUAAGAGGAGAAGGAGCUGCUCUUUUGGGAGACUCAAUCCAAAAUCCAGCACAUCUUGUAUGUCCCUUGACCCAUGGAUUGUUAGGAUUCGGGUAUUUUUAAAACCGCUCCAUCCUGGUUGUGUCAAAGUUACUGAAUCAUUGUUGGGGUUUGAACUUUUUACUGUUUGUCAUAUUCAUUCUAUUCUUUUUUUUUUUUUUUUUUUAAAUAAUGUGCCUUUUUUUUGUUUGCCUUAAAAAAAAAAUUGCCUGUUGUGUACACGUAUGUAUGGGCACCAUGAAAUCAUUUCCAAGUCCUUGUUGAAAACAUGACUGCAUGUUGAGAGGCUUUUGAGGUCCUCGCUGAUGAAAAAUCCUUUUUUUUUAAAUAUAAAUGUUAUUAAAAAAAAGUCAUCUUCUUACAGUAUGUAUUCUUGCAGGUAUGUCUGAAUCGUUCCAUUUUUAUUUUCGCUCCAGCAGACCGUCUCCUUCGACCAAACUCUUCUCCAAUCUGUCUGAAUUUGUGUCAUCAGUAUUUCUUGUUUCUGUAACGAAAUUCCCAUUCUUUUUGUUAAUGUAUUAUUCCGCACACGGUUUAAAGCGUUUCUUCAUUCUUCGGCCUCACCAUUUCAAAUUUGUGAUGUGUGAUCUCUUGCCCCCCCCAUGAUAUCAUUUUAUAAUUUGACUAGUUCUCUUCAGACACUUCUGAAUGUAAUUCUGCUAUUUGAAUUAUAUUCAUAAUUACAAUACUAAUCUUUUCUAUUAAUACCUUUAAUGGGCCUUAUGGGAAGCUAAGUGUUCGAUUCUGUUCUCGCAGGUGAGGAUCGCCCAGAUGUUCAGGGCUUGUAAUCAGCAAACUGUACUGCGUCCAUUUAUUGUACUGUAGUGAGUGUGUCUCUUACUGUGGAUUGCUUAUGGUGUUGUAUGUAUGAUAGGGUCCUGAGAAACUGCUGAUAAGCUUUCAGCUCCUUGAUGCCUAAUUUUUUAUUUUUAAAAAUGUAAAAAAAAUUUUUGGGCCCAUGCACUUUUUUUUUUUUUUUUUUUGUGGUCUUUUUCAUCCGGUUUCAUCUGUGCACUUAGUAACGUCUUUGCGUACACACUCACACACCGACACUUGUCUUUGAGAAUCUCCAUAGUCAUCAAGAUUCGUCGCCAUAAAAAGUCUGACUUGUAACCCCAGAACAUGCUAAUGUGAAUUUUUGUCAUCCUGAAGAGCGUAAAUGGGAAAUGAAUUCAAUGCAAACAAACUAUAUUUUUGAACUUGUAUAUUGUACAUGAAUCUUGUAGAGGAGAAUGUACUUACUAAACAUAUCUAAAUGCCAAUAAAAUAUACUGUAUGUUUAACCCAGCAACUUUUCUCACGGCGGAAUGUGAGCCCUGCCGAAGCUAAUAGAGGUUAUUGUGUUGUCUGGCUAUCAAUGCAAUUAACCAUUUUAUCAAUUUGUCUAUAACAAUAAACAACAAACUCAUA